AGGUGAACCCUCUCUCCCUCUCUGACGUCCAUAUGGGUUUUUAUUUGUUUGUUGAUUUAUUAUUUUCAUAUACUGAAUCAGUUUGAAUUAUUCCAAAACCUGUUCUACAGGAAAAGCCCAUUUUCCCGGGAAACCAUUUUCAUUGUGUUUUGUAUUUUUGCUUUCUUCUAGUUUGAUGGGAUGUUCUAUGGGAAGCCCUUCACUGUUUUGGGUGUUUCUUGAAAUUGUUUUCCAUCAAAACAAGCAGGGUACAGAGAAAAUGUCUUCAAAAUUCAACACUCAUUGAGGAAAGUUCUCCUGGGAAAAGGUUACUUAGCUGCUAAUGGGUUUCAUUUGUUUUGCAGGAAAAAUUUUUCCCAGAGAAAAGUCAAUGGCCUGUAGAAUGGGAGGAAUAAUGUUGCAGUCAACUUUAUCAGUACCGGAGAGUGAAAGCUCUGACUGUUCAUAUAUCACUUUCACAACUUGUUGUACAAUCCAGAACUGGAACAAUGAACCAAGUUUCAGUGGACAAAUCUCAAAGCUUGGGAUGAAAUCUGCACCUUUUCCAAGAAAGAGUUUUCAGACGAGAAGACAUGGUUGGAAAACGGCCUUUGCUCUAGACACAGGUGGAAUUCCUGAUAAUGGCGGCCAAGAAAACCUCAAUGGAAAUGGCCCUGAUCUUGGCCAGACUCGAUUGGGCAGGAUAGUGAGUGCAGGUGGCCGGCAGCUACUGGCAAAGCUGAAUUCAGCUAGAAAAAAUUUUCCCAUGAAGGUCUUUCUCCUUCUGUUAGGCUUCUACACAGCAAAUGCACUGGCUACAAUUCUUGGACAGACAGGUGACUGGGAUGUGCUGGUUGCAGGUGUUGUAGUUGCUGCCAUUGAAGGGAUUGGCAUGCUUGUGUAUAAAAAAUCUUCGUCUCAGUCUACUGGGAGGCUUCAGUCUUUGGUGGUGAUGAUAAACUACUGGAAAGCGGGUGUUUGCUUAGGUCUAUUUGUUGAUGCUUUCAAGUUAGGUAGUUAAAAAUAGUGAGCAUGCCUAGCUUUAAUCAUCUAGUUGUUUUAUGUACCUGACCAACUGGAAGAUUUGUUGAAAUUGCAAAGGAAAGAGUUCUGGGUUGCCCAAGUUCUUGUAGCACUGUAUAUAAACUGCUUCACUUCAAUUCUUGUGUUGUCUUCCAUUGUUGCUUUCCAAUCCGGUAAUGUGCUCAACAAGAUCAUGAAGUGAAGUUGCUACAUUUUAUAUUUCUAA
Vitis vinifera (wine grape) is the source of this 1228-nucleotide messenger RNA. RefSeq names its product ycf20-like protein. The transcript has 3 exons. Bases 323 to 1000 code for a protein of 225 amino acids. Lineage: Eukaryota; Viridiplantae; Streptophyta; Magnoliopsida; Vitales; Vitaceae. The record is from RefSeq and is a predicted model, not a curated record.